AGGAUGCUCGCGGGCGCGGGGGCGCCCGUCGCGGGCGCGCCCCCGUGCUGGGAGCAGGUCGCCGGGGCGCCCGCGGCGGAGGACGGCCUCGCUGGCGUGCCGCUGGACCCGGUCUUCCUGGCCGCGCGCGUGGGCGGUCUGAAGAUGACGGAGCUCCUGGCCGAGGACUCGGGCUACGGCCUCGGAGUCGCCCAGGAGCUGCCCAUCGCGCCAGACCUCACGCCGCAUUUCUUCCCCAAGCGGGACGGCGGCGGCGAGGCCUCCGGCGGUGACGCCGCGGCGGCGCCGCCGCCCUGCAGCGCGGCCGCGCCGCGCCCGGUGUGGGCCUGGCAGCGGCUGCGCCCGCUGGAGCUGGCCGUGCUGCACCGGCGCGCGGACAUGGCGGUGCUGCUGGCGCGGCUGGGCGACCUGCUCCACACCGUGGACCACGUCGCCAUUAGCCCCCCCGACCACUACUCUGUGACGGAGGCCUGCUUCCGGGGCCUCACGCCGUUGCACCUCUGCGCCGCGGCAGGACCUGCUCACGGCGACGUGCACUAUGUGCUGGGCAACCGCCGAAACGGGGGGCGACCCAGAGAAGGAGAGCCCUGGCUUUGGCGCGACCUCACGCCGCUCCACCUGGCCAUCCUCUCCAAGAGCCACGACGUGGCCGAGCUCCUGGUGGAGACGUCCACCCCGGACAGCCUGGCGGUACCCUGCGCCUUCAAGGACCCCCCCUUGGGGGACGUGUCUGCGGAUACGGAGAGGAACUUCAGCCCGCUCUUGCUCGCUUUCGAGCGCGAUUUCACACGGCUCCACAGGAAGAUCGCGAGGAAGUCUCCAACGUGUUGACUCCUGCCCGAGCUGUCUCCGGCGUAGGCGCAGAGGCACUGACUAGCGCCGGCAGGCACCCGCGUGCCCGGAAACAAUGUGGCACAAUCGUGCUUGCUGGGACCUGGCGCCGCUGCCGUGACCUUGAUUCGUCGA
Molecule: messenger RNA, 966 nt
Organism: Prorocentrum cordatum
Lineage: Eukaryota; Dinophyceae; Prorocentrales; Prorocentraceae
Source: the annotation of a GenBank genome assembly